AUGGCAGCACUUUUCGGUCUUCUCAAGGAGAAAUAUGGCCGUUCACCUCUUCCUCCUCCUUCCACAUUCUCCGACAAAACCAUCAUCGUCACCGGAUCCAACACCGGUCUCGGUCUCGAAGCAGCCCGCCACUUCGUUUCUCUAGGCGCGAAAACUGUGGUCCUUGCUGUUCGCUCCGAAGCCAAAGGUCUCAGAGCCAAAUCCUCCAUCGAGUCUUCCACCAAACGGUACGGAGUCGUACAGGUUUGGACCCUCGACUACGAGUCCUAUGCGAGCGUCUCUGCCUUCCUCACGCGCGUUGAGACCGAGCUCCCGACGGUGGAUAUUGUCGUUUUAAAUGCGGGAGUGUUUCCUCGUAAAUACGAGAAGAGCAAGGAGGGUUGGGAGAUGGCGUUGCAGGUUAACGUGCUGUCCACUGCGCUGCUUGGGUACUUGCUGCUUGCGAAGCUUCGCGGGAGCAGAAGACCGGAUAGCGACAACGCAGAUCCAAGUGGCAAAGAACUUCCUCAUCUUUGUAUCGUGGGUUCGCAUGUCCACGCCUCCAUAAAGCACCUGGAGCAGCAGAACGCGCCACACAUCCUCCACGCUCUCAAUGCACCAGAGGCGUUUACGAGGAAGCAGUAUGGCAUCUCGAAAUUAUUUGAUCAGUACAUCACCACCGAGCUCGCUGCCAUCAUCACGAGAGAGGGAGACAACGAGAUUCCUGCGGUCGUGGUCAAUUCGUUGUCGCCUGGCUUGGUUCGGUCUGACCUGGGAAGAGCAUACGACAAGUGGUAUGAGCGCGCGUUCGUCGCGGUUUUCUUCCGGAUAUUUGCCAUGUCAACGGAAAAAGGGAGCCGAGCUUUGGUUCAUGCAUCCAUACAAGGCCGGGAGUGCCAUGGGAAAUACUGGAGAAGGGGAAAGAUUGCCGUUCCCGGUCCACUCGUUACGAGCGACGAGGGCAAGAGACUUGGGAAACGGGUAUGGACGGAGAUCCUGGAAGAGAUAUCGACAAAGCACUCUCAGAGAUGA
Molecule: messenger RNA, 1011 nt
Organism: Stereum hirsutum FP-91666 SS1
Lineage: Eukaryota; Fungi; Basidiomycota; Agaricomycetes; Russulales; Stereaceae
Product: NAD-P-binding protein
Exons: 2
Coding region: 1-1011 (336 amino acids)
Source: RefSeq, a predicted model, not a curated record